GAUGUGAACUGUAUAAGAUGUGUUAUGUUGUGCAUGGCCAGGGAAGGCAAAUCAGAACUCACAGUUGGCCUCCAUUACAUAAGUAAUCUGCUUAUGUAUAACAACUUUUUGAUUCUUUUUAGAAUCAAGAUUUGUUUGCUCCAUCACAAAAUAAGGAAUUUGAUCCCCUUGGUCCUUUGCCACAUGGAUGGGAGAAGAGGACGGAUAGCAAUGGAAGAGUAUAUUUUGUCAACCACAACACUCGAAUUACACAGUGGGAAGACCCCAGAAGUCAGGGUCAAUUAAAUGAAAAACCUUUACCUGAAGGCUGGGAAAUGAGAUUCACAGUGGAUGGAAUUCCAUAUUUUGUGGACCACAAUAGAAGAACCACCACCUAUAUAGAUCCCCGCACAGGAAAAUCUGCCCUAGACAAUGGACCCCAGAUAGCCUAUGUUCGGGACUUCAAGGCAAAGGUUCAGUAUUUCCGAUUCUGGUGUCAGCAACUGGCCAUGCCACAGCACAUAAAGAUUACAGUGACAAGGAAAACAUUAUUUGAAGAUUCCUUUCAACAGAUAAUGAGCUUCAGUCCCCAAGAUCUGCGAAGACGUUUGUGGGUGAUUUUUCCAGGAGAAGAAGGUUUAGAUUAUGGAGGUGUAGCAAGAGAAUGGUUCUUUCUUUUGUCACAUGAAGUGUUGAACCCAAUGUAUUGCCUAUUUGAAUAUGCAGGAAAGGAUAACUACUGUUUGCAGAUAAACCCUGCUUCUUACAUCAAUCCGGAUCACCUGAAAUAUUUUCGUUUUAUUGGCAGGUUUAUUGCUAUGGCUCUGUUCCAUGGGAAAUUCAUAGAUACAGGUUUUUCUUUACCAUUCUAUAAGCGUAUCUUAAACAAACCUGUUGGACUCAAGGAUUUAGAAUCUAUAGAUCCAGAAUUCUACAAUUCUCUCAUCUGGGUUAAAGAAAAUAAUAUUGAGGAAUGUGGUUUGGAAAUGUACUUCUCCGUUGAUAAAGAAAUUCUAGGUGAAAUUAAGAGUCAUGAUCUGAAACACAAUGGCAGCAAUAUUCUUGUAACAGAAGAAAAUAAAGAGGAAUACAUCAGAAUGGUAGCUGAAUGGAGGUUAUCUCGAGGUGUUGAAGAACAGACACAAGCUUUCUUUGAGGGCUUUAACGAAAUUCUUCCCCAGCAGUAUUUACAAUACUUUGAUGCAAAGGAAUUAGAGGUCCUUUUAUGUGGAAUGCAAGAAAUUGAUUUGAACGACUGGCAAAGACAUGCCAUCUACCGUCACUAUACAAGGACAAGCAAACAAAUCAUGUGGUUUUGGCAGUUUGUUAAAGAAAUAGAUAACGAGAAGAGAAUGAGACUUCUGCAGUUUGUAACUGGAACCUGCCGAUUGCCAGUAGGGGGAUUUGCUGAUCUCAUGGGGAGCAAUGGACCACAGAAAUUCUGCAUUGAAAAAGUUGGGAAAGAAAACUGGUUACCCAGAAGCCAUACCUGCUUUAACCGCCUAGACUUGCCACCAUACAAGAGCUACGAGCAACUGAAGGAAAAGCUUUUGUUUGCCAUUGAAGAAACAGAAGGAUUUGGACAAGAGUAACUUCUGAGAAUUUGCAUCAUGAAAGGACGAAAAGUUAUUUGCAGUGUUUGUCCUUUUCCUUCUCUGCCUGUUGCACAUCUAGUUGUAAAAUUGGACUAUGACUGUUUAGAGAGUUAUCUGAGUGUAAGUAAAUUAAUGUUAUCAUUGAGAUUUAUCUUCCAUUGAUUCUGGAUUUCUACUCUGCAUUUCCAGAAAUCAGAUCUGCACAUGACUAGUCAAAACCUUAAUCAAGAUUUAACACAGCAAUGAAAUCUGCCUUGUCUUAUUCCACUAGACUAGAUUAUUUCCUUAACGAUUUCAUAUAUAUGUCAAAAGCCUCACCUUGGGAGUAGGUUUUUUUUUUUUAGAAAUUCUGCAGAUAUGCAGGGAAGUCCCUUGGUAACUGCAAUAUACAAGAUCUUCCUAUUAAGCCUCUUCGUGGUAAGAGGUAUUUAAGUGCAAGUUCAUCCCAGCUUCUGGGGUUAUAAGCAGAUUUCUGGCUUGUGCUCUCCCUCUCAUUUCAGCCUGGCUUGACUGUUGUUUUUCCUUUGUGGAGCAUGAAUCUAUGCAUUUCCUGGAAGUGAUGCAAGACUCUUGCAUCUUUCUACAAGGUAGUUUUGUCAAUUUGAAUACAGAGAAAAGUUGGUCCCAGUUUGCAAAUGACUUUAUACCUCUUUUCAUUUGGAAAUGAAACUUUACAAACAAUAUUUUACACUGUGGUUCCUUCACUGUUGUUUUUAAAAGGUAACCUAGAAUUGGAGUUAAUUUAACUGAAUUCAUCUAAGGCUAUUAUUAAUGACUUUUGGAUGUUCUUUUUCUACAUAAUUGGAACUUCAUAAUUUUAUCAUAAUCCAACACCUUCAGCUAUAUUUAAUUAUUGCUAAGAGUUCAGGUUUGUAACUAGAGUGCUUUCUAGAUCAAGUAGAAAUCAAUGAAACAGUUUCUGAAAUCACAUUUUCAUUUGGGAAGGAGAGCUAUAAUACUGGCUAAAAAGAAAGAAGGGAAGAUAACUAUUAACCACAGAAAUUUAUCCCCUGUGUAAUUAAAAGUCUUCAGAUUUACCAUUUCUCUAAUACAUAUUGUAGUAGUCAUUUCCAUUCUUUACAUUGUCUUGAAUUGGAUUGAUAUUCCUCAUCUGCCAUAUUUGCACCCCUAAAAAUUUUAGUAAGUUUUCCAUUUUCUCAUGACUAUUUUAGACUGCUCCAGUAGUAACCAAUUAAUGCACUUUGAAUUUUCUCUGUAGUUAAUUCUUUUCACUUGGUCUAGCUUAGACUGUCAAAAUGGCUGUUGUUAUACAUUUGACUUUAUGGGCAGUGGGAUGAAGCCUAAGCUAGCUCAGUCCCUAUUACAGGUGAACCUGAGGAUAGUCUCAAAACUUAACAGGGACUUUGCCAUGUUUCCACAGCAUAGCAUGAACAAGUAGCAUUAAGCCAAGAAUAAGCAAAAAGUAGCAGACCCCUGUUUCCUUAAGAAAAAAAAAGUUUUUUUUCCUAAAUGCUCUUCCUAUUUACAUCCUGGCACAAUAAAAACAUUUUUUUUUAAAUUUGUGUAUCUGUACUCUAAGACACUGCCAUCAAAGCAGAAACUUACAUAAAUGAUAGGACUGCCUCAUCAAGAAAUUGUCUGUGUAAAAGGGGAGAUGAGGCUCUCCCCAGCCCUAUAUUUGUUUUUUAUCUCAUACCCCAGGAAACAUGUGAUCUGUAAAUGCCCUAGUUGUUUCCAAAGUAGGGACUCUGCCCUUUUGCUGGUAGGGAAAAAAACUGCUAUUGCUUUGUCUUACAGAGCGAAUGUUUGCCAACUAUCCAUUCAUUAUAUGUAAGUCUGAAUUUUGGUAAUAUAGGCUAUGAAAAUUAAGCCUUCUAUUAAAGACUUCCUAUUGAGGUGAACUCUUAAUACUGAAGCAUAGUUACAUACAAUAUUUACUAGAGACAUACAUAAGAGAUUAAAUUAAGAGAUAAUGUUAAGAAAAUAGACUUUUUUGGUUCUACAUAAUGCUUCAUGAUUCAUUUAGGGACCUAGAAAUAUUGUGUGAAAAUGUAUAAAUAUCACCCAAAAGGCUUUCUGCCCUAUAUUUUUAAAAUACAGAAUAGUUAUAUUUGAAGUAGCCCUGGCCCUAGUUCUAUAGGGCUUGGCUAUUUAAUAUUUUUAUGGAAGAAAUGUUUAGUUCUGGAAAAGGUAAAUGCUUGUAUAUAUUUUUGCAGCCUGGGAUCUCCCUACUCCAUUUCUUCCUUUAAUUUAAGUGGCCACAUGUAUAUGUCUUCCCUAUUGUGUUAGAAAAAUGGGGGCUGGUUAUCCUAAGAAUCAGAGGUUAUA
Molecule: messenger RNA, 3863 nt
Organism: Otolemur garnettii (small-eared galago)
Lineage: Eukaryota; Metazoa; Chordata; Mammalia; Primates; Galagidae
Product: E3 ubiquitin-protein ligase Itchy
Exons: 14
Coding region: 315-1571 (418 amino acids)
Biological process (GO): protein K29-linked ubiquitination; protein K48-linked ubiquitination; protein K63-linked ubiquitination
Molecular function (GO): ubiquitin-protein transferase activity; protein binding
Source: RefSeq, a predicted model, not a curated record